AUGACAUCCGAUGGACCAAAUAUUAAGAGGGUUUCAUCAGAUCAUGGAUUGGAGUCUAUAACACUCAGGUCGGAUGUUGCAGCCAGAUAUAUCUUUUUGAACGAAGCAUUACUUAGUGCAACAGGAUUUAUAAAGCAGGAUAACCUUGACAAGUGGAGGCUUAGCUUGAAGGAGGUGCUUGUUGAUGAAAAAAUCAAAGAUGAAACGCGUUAUCUUGGGAAAUGGGUGUCCGAAUUAGAAAAGGAAAUUGUCACAAUCAAAAAGGAAGAGACCCAUAACCCAGAGGAGUUUAAAGAUAUGGCAUAUUUGGAGAAUGCAAUAAAGCUUCUAGAAAAAGAGUUUUUAAACCCACAGGACCACGAGCUUAGAGCCAGUAAUAACACAAUACUUAAGGAUUACUGCAAGAAGUUCAAUAGGAGUAUUUAUGAGGUGGGCGGUGGCAUGAGCUUGCCGGAGGACAAUUAUGAGAAUGAAAGUGGAGAUGAGAAAACCAAUGAAGAAGAAACUAGUAGUGACACGAACGACGAUGAGGGCGAUGACGAUAAUGGCUCCAAUGAAAUUGGUCUAGGAACUACAUACUACCGGGUACAAAAGAGACUUCGAAUAAAAGGUGUGGAGUAUGAGAAGGGGACAUACAAAAAAAGACACGUGGAAAAGAAACCUGUGACAGAAGAUGACAAGGUGAGUAAUGAAAAAGAAGAAGAAUCCAAGAAUGAGGAAGUAGAAGAAUCUAAGAAUGAGGAAAAGGAAGAAACAAUUCAUGCGGAAAAAGAAGAACCAAAACAUGAGAAGAUAGCUGAAAAUAAUGUUAAAGAAAUUGAGGAGACACAACCCCUCAAGCAACCCCAGGCAAGCUCACCAGCAACUGAGGAAGAUCCAGACUCAACCCAGGUUCUAUCAUCAACACCACAAACUUUGCAAUAA
Brettanomyces bruxellensis is the source of this 924-nucleotide messenger RNA. RefSeq lists its product as uncharacterized. The record is from RefSeq and is a predicted model, not a curated record. Lineage: Eukaryota; Fungi; Ascomycota; Pichiomycetes; Pichiales; Pichiaceae. The transcript has a single exon. The coding region runs from base 1 to 924 and encodes 307 amino acids.